AUGUCAAAGAGCUGGAUCCGCCAUGGCUUCAACAGGGUAGCUCGAAUUGUAGGCAGAGCUGCUGACCCAAAGAAGGAGAACUUUCCUGUGUUAGAAGGCCACCCCGUUGCCCAGCAGCAUGCAGAAGUAGCUGUUGAGACCCAUGACACAGUCAGAAAGAAAGACCAAGUGCUGAAGGAGUUCAAGAUCUAUAGAUGGAGCCCUGACCAUCCCAACAACAAGCCCUACCUUCACUCUUACUUUGUGGACCUCUCUAACUGCGGUCCUAUGGUUUUGGAUGCAUUGCAGAAGAUAAAAGCAGAGGAUGAUUCAAGCUUGAGUUAUAGGAGGUCUUGCAGGGAAGGGAUAUGUGGGUCAUGCUCCAUGAACAUUGAUGGGACGAAUACUGUGGCCUGCCUCAGGCCCAUAGAUGCAGACACUUCCAAACCCACUACAAUAACCCCUCUGCCUCACAUGUUUGUGAUCAAAGAUCUGGUUGUUGACCUCACCAAUUUCUACCAGCAGUACAAGUUGAUUGAGCCAUGGCUGAAGACGAAGAAGCCACCAAAGGAUGGCCGAGAGUACAGGCAAUCACCCUCAGACAGGAAAAAGCUUGAUGGCCUUUAUGAGUGUAUAGUUUGUGCUUGUUGUACUGCUUCCUGCCCUGCCUACUGGUGGAAUCCAGAGGAGUACCCUGGACCAGCGGCUUUGCUCCAUGCUUAUCGAUGGAUUGCGGAUAGUCGGGACGAGUUCACAGAGCAACGAUUGCAGGCAUUGACAGAAGACAACAUGAGGUUAUAUAGAUGCAGGACCAUAAAGAAUUGCACAGCCAAUUGCCCCAAAAGCCUCAAUCCUGCUGAUGCCAUUAGCAAAAUGAAGACCAGGCACCUCUUGUCUCAACCAGUCGAAAGGGUUGAGGACCAAGGAUAUGUUGUGUCAGGCAGACCAAUUGGUUGA
Messenger RNA from Prunus armeniaca (apricot), 936 nucleotides. The record is from the annotation of a GenBank genome assembly. NCBI's taxonomy places the organism in Eukaryota, Viridiplantae, Streptophyta, Magnoliopsida, Rosales, Rosaceae.